AUGAGUCCCAGCGUUCUAACGCAGUCCGCCGUUGCUCUUCCAUCCAGCCAGCGGUGCGAGCCCGGGUCUAUCAACCUUGAGGUCGCAAAAUGGCCUGACAGAGUCACGGACGGACCGGUUGAUGCCUAUGCGACAGCGAAAGAAAUCAUCUUGACACUUAACUCGUACCUUGGCAAGGCCCCUUCCAAAGCGGCUGCUGAGGGCGUGGCAUCUCUGUUUAGUGAUGACGAGUGUUACUGGCGGGACCACCUUGCACUGUCCUGGGACCUGAGGACCCUCAAGGGCAAGGACAGCAUCGUUGAGUUCUUGCAAGACAACUCCAAUCUCACCAAGGUCUCCGUGGAUGCCUCAUCAGAGUGGCGCAAACCUAAAUACGCACCCUUGAACCCGCACCAGACAUCUAAGGGCAUCGUUUUCUACACGACCAUCACUACGAAGCUGGGUUCUGGCCGUGGUGUCGUGCGUCUGGCCCAAGAUGGCUCGGGAUCUUGGAAGAUCUGGACCUUCUUCACCUCACUCGAAGAGCUCAAAGGCUUUGAGGAGCCAACAGGUCCGCGACGGCCAAAUGGCGCACAGCAUGGCUACCACAGGAGCCGAAAGAACUGGCUGGACAGAAGGAACGAGGAAUCCAGCUUUGUGGACCGAGACCCAGAUGUUCUCAUCAUUGGUGCUGGCCAGGGUGGCUUAUCUGCACAUGCCAGGCUCAAGAUGCUGAACGUGCCAACGCUCAUUGUCGACAUGAAUGAUAAUGUCGGCGACAACUGGCGAAAGCGCUACCACCAGCUCGUUCUCCAUGACCCAGUCUGGAUCGAUCACCUGCCAUACAUCCAGUUCCCUGAGUGGUGGCCUAUUUUCACACCUAAGGACAAACUGGCCGAUUUCUUCGAACAUAUAAUUCAAUCGACAGGGCACUCCGGCAAGGCGAACAUCCCGAACAUCAAAGGAUGGGAUUCUUUCAAGGGUGACAUCAUCUGCCACUCAUCCCAAUUUCCAGGCGCAAAGCCCAACAGCCAGGGAAAGAAAGCAAUUGUGGUCGGUGCCUGCAACUCGAGCCACGACAUCUGUCAAGAUUACUAUGAGAACGGAUACGACGUGACGAUGGUCCAGAGAUCAACAACCUGCGUCGUCUCAAGCCAGUCCAUCUGCAAGAUCAGCCUGGCCGUCGCCUACGAAGAGGGUGGUCCGCCCACCGAGGAUGCCGACUUGCUCUCUUGGGGUACACCAGCUGAGGUGACCAAGGCGCAACACUUUGAGAUCACCAAGCUCCAUCAGAUCAAUGACAAAGAAACCCUCGAGGGCCUGGCAAAGGCAGGGUUCAAGACCGACAAGGGACCAGAUGAUUGUGGUCUCUACAUCAAGUAUUUCCAGCGGGGUGGUGGGUACUACAUUGACGUCGGCGCAUCGCAGCUCAUCAUCGACGGCAAGAUCAAGGUCAAGCAAGGCCAGGAGAUCACAGAGGUGCUGCCGAAGGGGCUGCGGUUCGCAGACGGAACUGAGCUCGAAGCGGACGAGAUCAUUUUCGCGACGGGGUAUCAGAACAUGCGCACCCAAGCGAGCAGCAUAUUCGGAGACAAGGUCGGCGACAAGCUUCGAGACAUCUGGGGCUUUGACGACAGCGGCGAGUUCCGGGCCUUGUGGAGGGACUCUGGCCACCCCGGCUUCUGGUUCCACGGCGGCAAUCUGGCCGUGUGCAGGUACUAUUCGAGACUUCUUGCGCUGCGGAUCAAGGCCCAGCUGGAGGGCCUUGAAUAA
Molecule: messenger RNA, 1752 nt
Organism: Diaporthe batatas
Lineage: Eukaryota; Fungi; Ascomycota; Sordariomycetes; Diaporthales; Diaporthaceae
Exons: 3
Coding region: 1-1752 (583 amino acids)
Molecular function (GO): monooxygenase activity; flavin adenine dinucleotide binding
Source: RefSeq, a predicted model, not a curated record